ACCACCAGGUCCGCGCAGGGCGAGAGGUCUCCACCUCCCCUGGCAGGCAAGACCCACACCCUCCCAGGUGCGCGAGUUGUGGCUGCGGUUCGCGACCCCGCCCCACUUAUCCAGCUGGUAGAAAAGUCCCAGCUGUCAUCAAUGAUUCGUCUGAAACGAAUAGGCGCCUGAGAUAUCCUCACAUUUUAUUGGCUAACGCUGCUGUCUGUCUUCGGGCGGCGGCCUCUGGGAAAUGUAGUUCCGGAGAACACGGAGUCCUUCUGGGGCUAGGUUUUCCGCUUCCGGUGUUCAGUGGCUAGCCAAAUAGCCGUGUUUGGGGCCUAGGCUCGGGCCUCUUGCGUCCCCGCGAAGAACGUGGCACGGGGCCUAAUCGUCCGUAUUCUCUUAGCUUCAAGCUUCUCUACUUUUCAACCAGAUCACUUAGCCGUUGACUCCUCUUAUCAAACUUCCGGAACUGCCACCCCACCCGUGACUCCACAGGCACCAGGGCAUGCAACAGGGCUGGGACAGGAAGGCUCUCUUCACCUCAAGCGUGCUGGGCUAACACUUGCGAUUUUUACUAGAGUUAACUUUGUAAUGUAUGUCUCUGACUCUAGAAUUUCAAGAGAACUUCCACUUAGUGACUCCUAAGUGGAAGUUCUAAGAUGGCUUCCCAGUGAGGUGAUGAAGAGGUUUGAGCUUCAGAGUGCAGUUGCAAGGCUCUUCUCUGACCUGAACAAUGGCUGUAGCUGUGGACCAACAAAUCCAGACUCCUUCAGUACAAGAUCUCCAAAUAGUUAAACUGGAAGAAGAUUCCCACUGGGAGCAGGAAAUUUCCCUUCAAGGGAAUUACUCUGGACCAGAGACAUCUUGCCAGAGCUUUUGGCAUUUUCGUUACCAAGAAGCAUCACGACCCCCAGAGGCCCUCCUCCAGCUCCGGAAGCUCUGUUGUCAGUGGCUAAGGCCAGAGAAGUGUACAAAAGAGCAGAUCCUGGAGUUGCUGGUCCUAGAACAGUUCCUGACUGUCCUUCCCCAGGAGAUCCAGAUCUGGGUCAGACAGCAGCAUCCGGAGAGUGGAGAGGAGGCAGUGGCCCUGGUGGAAGACUUGCAGAAAGAACCUGGAAGACAGAGGCUGGAGGACUUCCAGUUCCCCAGCCAGAUGGGGUCACAAUGCUGCAGAAAAGUGAAGAGCUUUGGAAUGAAGAUCUCCCGGACUUCAAGGAGAUUCAGAAAACAUCCAGUGCAGGUGGGAAAUGAGUGGGAGCUAGCAUUCCACCAACAAAGUCAGCCCUGGGAUUCUAAACUCGGACAAGCCAGCACUGGGCAAGGUCUGAGAGGGGAGCCAGGCACUCAGUGCACCCAGUUUACUAUUCUGUGGUGUGGAAAAGCACAGGACUUGAGAAGAAGGUGGCACCCAGGAAAGCCUGUUCCCCUAAGUUUGAACUUUAGUUACCUUGAAAAAAGGUCUAACUGAGUUAUGAGUGUUUAUGAUUUUAU
Nomascus leucogenys (northern white-cheeked gibbon) is the source of this 1476-nucleotide messenger RNA. RefSeq names its product putative SCAN domain-containing protein SCAND2P. The record is from RefSeq and is a predicted model, not a curated record. Lineage: Eukaryota; Metazoa; Chordata; Mammalia; Primates; Hylobatidae. The coding region runs from base 719 to 1453 and encodes 244 amino acids. The transcript has 2 exons.